UGGUGAAACACUAGGUUCGAGGUGGGGCACCAGGCGCGCUCGAUGUGGUGCACGCCCACAUAAUUGCCAAUGCUAUGCCUGGCAAUCGCGUAUUACGGGCCUACUAAGUUAGGAUUUUGCCGCAUCGUACCGCAUCCGUGCCGCACCCUACACAACAAGUGUCUAAUAUGUGUAUACAAUAUGUCUACGUCGUCUAUCAAGGUCUUAGAUAUGAGUUAUGAUGAAGAAAUACCAUAUAUAAAACGCGGACUAUUGAUAUUAAGGCAGCUGUGGCUUCAGAUGUGCCGCUUGAAUCAUCUUUCAACCCCUUCGAAUAGGACAAGGUUCAUCGACAUCUCAGGAUCUUCCCUGCCGCUCACAUCGCAACACUGUGAUGAGAUCGAUCGGAUCGUACUUGAAAAAACUGACCUUGAAGAUGAAAGGGCUAAUGCUACCAUCACGGAUCCAAGGCUUGUCUGGAUCAUGUUACAAAUUAUUUUGGCGACCAGUAGAUUGCUCAAACGAGAACACCUGAAAGGUAGUCUUGACACGGAAGUGGCAUCGACGAAGAAAACACUACAUAAACACCCUCAACUACGGGAAAUAAUCCGCCACGCCUGUCAGACGCGUUCGUUCACUCGCAUAGCUGAUCUCAAAACGCAGAACUAUUCUAAAUACCCCAACCUAGUGAUCCCGUGCGGUCGUCUCAAGUCGCAUCUCAGAUGCAGCGCCAAAGAGUGGACUUUGCGACACUGGUAUCGCACAAGCGCGGUCCAAUGCUGUCAUCUGCAGCCGCUCGUCAACAAGAUGAUUCCCAUCUAUUUUGACGAUCCUGCCCUUGGCUCCGGCGAUCUAAACCGCAUCUCACAGAUGUUUAUUUCCGAGAAAGCGGGGAAGAAUUACCAUGAGCAAGACUUAAAGUUGGUAACUCGCACGCAUGAUUCGAUCCAGUGUCUAUCGAAUCUCCCCUACAUCGCUCUUCUUCUUGACCUGAAUGUGAAACCAAAGCUUAACGUCACGUUCGCGGAGAAGGAGCCAAAUCACGCCAAAACAGACCGAUGUCUGCGGAUCUACCCUGUUGGAAUAAACAAAACCACAUUUCCAUUCUUGAGCCAACAUCCAUAA
Molecule: messenger RNA, 1104 nt
Organism: Suillus discolor
Lineage: Eukaryota; Fungi; Basidiomycota; Agaricomycetes; Boletales; Suillaceae
Exons: 6
Coding region: 70-1104 (344 amino acids)
Source: RefSeq, a predicted model, not a curated record